Messenger RNA from Nelumbo nucifera (sacred lotus), 2461 nucleotides. Its product is annotated as heat shock 70 kDa protein. Gene Ontology annotation, molecular function: ATP-dependent protein folding chaperone; ATP binding. The record is from RefSeq and is a predicted model, not a curated record. Lineage: Eukaryota; Viridiplantae; Streptophyta; Magnoliopsida; Proteales; Nelumbonaceae.
CAUUCUUGGCUAAACCUCCUUAACCCACCUAUAAAAGUCUCACCUUUCUCCGAUGAGUUUUGUGGAAAAAUUACACAUUAAUCACCCAAGUAAGCUCUUUAGCUUCUGCUUUUGAUCUCUGUUUCUCGCUUUCUUCUGGUUUCGACGUUGGAUUCAGCAAGCUAGCGCCAGUAAUGGCUAAAACAGAAGGCAAAGCGAUUGGUAUCGAUUUGGGUACCACGUACAGUUGCGUCGGAGUGUGGCAGAAUGACAGGGUUGAGAUCAUCGCCAAUGACCAGGGUAACCGGACGACUCCCUCUUAUGUCGCCUUCACAGAUACCGAGAGGUUGAUCGGUGAUGCGGCCAAGAACCAGGUCGCCAUGAACCCGUCCAACACUGUCUUCGACGCUAAGCGACUCAUUGGUCGGAGAUUUUCUGACCCAUCUGUGCAGAGUGACAUGAAGCUAUGGCCUUUCAAGGUUAUUUCCGGGCCCGGUGACAAGCCGAUGAUCGUUGUUCACUACAAGGGAGAGGAGAAGCAUUUCUCUGCUGAGGAGAUUUCUUCGAUGGUGCUGAUCAAAAUGAAGGAAAUUGCCGAGGCGUUCUUGGGUCAGACCAUCAAGAACGCUGUGGUCACCGUGCCGGCCUACUUCAACGAUUCGCAGAGGCAGGCCACGAAAGAUGCUGGUGCGAUCUCUGGGCUUAAUGUGAUGAGGAUUAUUAACGAACCCACUGCAGCUGCGAUUGCUUAUGGAUUGGACAAGAAGUCGUCGAGGUCCGGCGAGCACAACGUUCUUAUCUUCGAUUUGGGUGGUGGGACUUUCGAUGUUUCACUGUUGACGAUCGAAGAAGGUAUCUUCGAAGUAAAGGCCACCGCUGGAGACACUCAUCUGGGUGGAGAGGACUUCGACAACCGCCUUGUCAACCACUUCGUUGCAGAGUUCAAGAGGAAGCAUAAGAAGGACAUCAGCGGCAACGCGAGGUCUCUCAGACGGUUGAGGACUGCAUGUGAGAGGGCCAAGCGAACUCUGUCUUCGACUACGCAGACGACCAUUGAGAUUGAUUCUCUCUACGAAGGUAUCGACUUCUAUUCUACGAUUACUCGUGCUCGGUUCGAGGAACUGAACAUGGAUAUGUUCAGAAAGUGCAUGGAACCGGUGGAGAAGUGUCUUCGGGAUGCGAAGAUCGACAAAAGCCAAGUUCAUGAGGUCGUUCUAGUUGGUGGGUCGACUCGAAUUCCCAAAGUCCAGCAACUGCUUCAAGAUUUCUUCAAUGGCAAAGAGCUCUGCAAAAGCAUCAACCCCGACGAGGCUGUGGCGUAUGGGGCUGCUGUUCAGGCUGCAAUUUUGAGCGGUGAGGGCAAUGAGAGGGUCCAGGAUCUGUUGUUGCUGGAUGUCACGCCUCUGAGUCUGGGUCUAGAGACCGCCGGUGGUGUCAUGACAGUCUUGAUUCCGAGAAACACCACCAUCCCCACCAAGAAAGAGCAGAUAUUCUCCACUUACUCCGACAACCAGCCCGGCGUCCUCAUUCAGGUCUACGAGGGUGAGCGUGCUCGAACCAAGGACAACAACCUGCUCGGCAAAUUCGAACUAUCCGGCAUUCCACCGGCACCCAGAGGAGUCCCACAAAUCAAUGUCUGCUUCGACAUUGAUGCAAAUGGUAUUCUGAAUGUGACUGCAGAGGACAAGACGGCCGGAGUGAAGAACAAGAUUACGAUCACAAAUGACAAGGGUAGGCUGAGCAAGGACGAGAUUGACAAAAUGGUUAAGGAUGCGGAAAGAUACAAGGCAGAGGAUGAAGAUGUGAAGAAGAAGGUAGAGGCCAAGAAUGCAUUGGAGAAUUACGCUUAUAACAUGAGGAAUACUGUGAAAGACGAGAAGUUCGCCGGGAAAUUAAACCCAGCAGACAAGGAGAAGAUUGAGAAGGCGGUUGAUGAUACGCUGCAUUGGUUGGAAGCAAACCAGUUGGCAGAGGUAGAGGAGUUCGAAGAUAAAUUGAAGGAAUUGGAGGGGUUGUGUAACCCGAUCAUAGCAAAGAUGUAUCAAGGAGCUGGUGGAGAUGUGCCCAUGGGAGGUGAUGACGCUGGGUAUAAGGGUGGCUCUGGUACUGGUGCUGGGCCAAAGAUUGAAGAGGUUGACUAGGGCGGAGUCUGGAGUUGGGAGGUCUUUAGGUUGUGGGUGCUCUGUUUCAGGAAUUUGGUUGCUUUGAUAUUGAUCUUGCCUGUUAGGAGUUAGGAUUUGAUCUUUGUUCAGCUUUAAUUCACUGAGUUUGUUCUGCUUUGGUUUAAAAUAUAAUUAGCAUCAACAUAUGCCAAUGUUUCUCAUAUAAUUCACUGAGUUUGAUCUUUGUUCUGCUUUGGUUUAAAAUAUAAUUAGCAUCAACAUAUGCCAAUGUUUCUCAUAUAAUUCACUGAGUUUGAUCUUUGUUCUGCUUUGGUUUAAAAUAUAAUUAGCAUCAACAUAUGCCAAUGUUUCUCAUAUAA